Molecule: messenger RNA, 799 nt
Organism: Anthonomus grandis grandis
Lineage: Eukaryota; Metazoa; Arthropoda; Insecta; Coleoptera; Curculionidae
Product: dynein light chain 1, cytoplasmic-like
Exons: 4
Coding region: 197-466 (89 amino acids)
Biological process (GO): cilium assembly; microtubule-based process
Cellular component (GO): cytoplasmic dynein complex
Molecular function (GO): dynein light intermediate chain binding; dynein intermediate chain binding
Source: RefSeq, a predicted model, not a curated record
UGGUAUUUUCCGCCGUUGACAUUAUACGGCAUCGAAUAGGCAGCUGAAGUCGUUUAAAAAACAGUGGAAAAUCGGUUUUUUCAACAAAAUAUAUCAAAUUAAAAGUCGUGAAAAGUCACUCAGGACAUUUUUUCAUCCGGUUUCUGUGGGACAGCUGUAAAAAUUCACGUUUAAUUCGCCCUCUAAAGCAACCAAGAUGACUGACAGAAAAGCCGUGAUCAAGAACGCUGACAUGUCCGAGGACAUGCAGCAAGACGCUGUUGACUGUGCCACCCAGGCCAUCGAGAAGUACAAUAUUGAAAAGGAUAUUGCAGCAUACAUUAAGAAAGAAUUUGAUAAGAAAUACAACCCGACCUGGCAUUGUAUUGUGGGCCGAAACUUUGGUUCAUAUGUAACACACGAGACGCGUCACUUCAUUUACUUCUACCUUGGGCAGGUGGCAAUACUUCUGUUUAAGAGUGGAUAAGUGGUCAAAAUGAAGCCAGAAAAAAAUCUCAUUCCCACCUAAUCCCACUUCCCUCAGUAUUCUACUUUAUAAUUAAUGCCCCUCCCUAGAUUGACUGUUUUUUUUUUCUUUUAAAUUUAUGAUCUGUGAAAGUUGCCAGAUUAUUUUGUAUAUGAACGGUACCCUUGUCACAUAUUUCUGAGCUAAAUUCUAACUGUGCUGGGCAUUUCUAUAUGUUAGAAAUUUUUUCAUAAAAUAUGGGUAUAUUGUAGCUCAGAAAUCUGUUGAAAUGAAUGUGUUUUUUAUUUAGCUAUAAAUAACAGUUUUUUGAAUAAAUUUAUUUUGUUGAUAUGA